AUGAACGGGGAGCUGCUGCAGCGUGUCACGGAGGUGAAGGACCUAGGCAUCCACUUCACCAGCGACUUACAGUUUCGCAAACACGUGGUGAAUAUUUGUAAGAAGGCGUACAGGAAUCUUGGAUUUAUGCUGCGUCAGGCAAAUGACUUCACGAACAUCAGUGCAUUAAGGGCUUUGUACGAGGCUCUUGUGAAGAGUCAUCUGGAAUACAAUGCGGCCAUCUGGAGUCCAAGUGAAAUAAAGUACAAAAAAAUGAUUGAGCGUAUACAUAACAAAUAUAUACGUUUUAUGUAUAUGAAAAUGUAUAAGAUAUAUCCGGGAUAUCCAUUACUGUACCCCACCUUAUUCUGCCUCGGUAUGGUAGGUUAUUACAGAUUGGAAGUCAGACGUGAAGUGGCUUUGGCGACUUACCUGUUAAGAGUUCUGAGAGGUGACAUAAAAAAUUCGGGUCUUCUAACAGAGAUAGGUUUUUGUGUACCGGACGAGUACGUGGGGCGGCGGCGCAGGCCGCGGCUGCUGGUGGUGCCGCGCGCGCGCACCAACCUGCUGCAGCGCGCACCGCUCACCCGCGCGCUGCGCACUCUCAACACGGUGGCUGAGCACAUCGACAUAUUUAACUGUACACUGAGCGAGUUCACAAGGGCCACUUACUGUGUAGUUUCUAAGGAUUAG
Molecule: messenger RNA, 672 nt
Organism: Helicoverpa armigera (cotton bollworm)
Lineage: Eukaryota; Metazoa; Arthropoda; Insecta; Lepidoptera; Noctuidae
Exons: 1
Coding region: 1-672 (223 amino acids)
Source: RefSeq, a predicted model, not a curated record